Molecule: messenger RNA, 1611 nt
Organism: Drosophila bipectinata
Lineage: Eukaryota; Metazoa; Arthropoda; Insecta; Diptera; Drosophilidae
Source: RefSeq, a predicted model, not a curated record
AUGGAGGAGCCCCAGCAUCGACCCUCUCCUAUAGCUAAAACUUGCCAUUCCACCAGCGAGUCAUAUGAAUUGGAGCGCACUUCCUCGAAGAUCCAACAUACACGAGAACAUGUGGAGAGUCUCAAGCAAAGGAUCGACUAUGAACUAGAUAAGCUGAAGAAGUUCCGCGACUAUUUUGUAAAAGUCGGAGAUUCGGAGAGGAGCGUCAAGAAGCCGGUAUCAAAGGUGGUCCAGAGGAAGCACACGACUUGGCGCGAAAACCUGGAAGCCAAUCGGACGCGGAGGAAUCGUCUGGGUGGGAUUCCUGGGGAGAUCAAAAGAGUGGUAGCCGUAAAAUCAUCACCUGAGUCCGGGAACUCUAAAGAGUCUCCUCAUAAGAAAGGUCCUACCCCGCCAGAAAAGUAUACCCCAAAACCCACUCCUAAAGAUAAAGAGUCCGGCGAGAAAAGACCAACUGGCGGAUGGUGUUGGUGUUGCGGCCAGUGCAGUUAUCCCUGCUCCGUGUACCAAGGUAGCUAUGGCUCCCCAUGCAAUGGUGCCUGUGACUGCGACUGCAUCACCAAUGGAUGUUGCAAUUGGAAUCCAGACCAGCAGUAUCCGCUACAAGAUUGCAGGGAAGUGUCACCCCAUCAGGAGUGUCGGUUUGGAAUUCCCUAUCGAGUCUUUCCCAGGCAGACUGCCAACCGAAAAGUUUCCGAUCUGAAUACUGAAGAGUAUUUAAGAAAUGCUAAAGACUGUGCCGCCAUGAUGCCCGAUCGGGCCAAGAAACCCAUUAAGAAAUGCCAAAGGAGUCCUUCCACUGGAAGCAAGCGGACGGAGUCGUCUGGAAGAGCCAAAAGCCCUAUAGGGGUGGCCAUGUUAAAACUAGACAAAAAAUGCACUAAAAUUCAAGAGAAGAAAUUAGAAAAACUUUGUGAAAAGCCAGUGAAAAAAGAGCAAAGGACAAUUAAAAAGGAAGUGAAAAGGGAGCAAAGGACAUUGGAAAAGCCAGUGAAAAAGGAGCCAAAGUGCACCUGGGAGAACGAUAGAAAAAUCAAAGAUGAGAACUACGAGAAUUACAUAAGAAUGUAUGAACAAGAAAACUGCCGAGAUAUACCCCCUGAAUGUGCGGAUAAUAAAGGUCCUUCUCCUUGUAAUAUUAAGGGGAGAACCUAUCCCCAGGUGGAAAAGUGUCCUUUUGAAAAUCAACCUUCCAGUCUCAUGGAUUCUGAUAAAAUUAGGGAAAAGAUUAGGAAGUUGAUCGAUUUGAAGAACUUUCGGGGUCACCAGAGAGCUGAAGAGAAACCCAAUAGUUGUGAGACCUAUAAUGAACCCCGUAACUUGCCCGAUCUUGGAAGAGAAAAUUCAGAAAUUCAGAUAUGUCUUCCCUACUGGUGCACUGAUCAUAUCCCAUGUAAUGCCCAACAAGAGAACAGUUGUGAAAGUUUCGAUGAAGCUCUCAACAGAAAAUGUCUCGAAGAAAUGGCACGCGAGAAGGGUAACCCCAAGAUGGAGUACAAAGAUUUCCCGAGCAAUAUAGAACUGAAACAGGAACUCCAAGAAGUUUUAGUCCCAACCGAAGUGUUCCAGGCCUUGAGAAGUCUAAUAGAACUAUGCGACAAGAACUUAUGA